Messenger RNA from Sarcophilus harrisii (Tasmanian devil), 3262 nucleotides. It is a transcript of the gene JMJD4, whose product is annotated as jumonji domain containing 4. NCBI's taxonomy places the organism in Eukaryota, Metazoa, Chordata, Mammalia, Dasyuromorphia, Dasyuridae. The record is from RefSeq and is a predicted model, not a curated record. Gene Ontology annotation, biological process: positive regulation of translational termination; protein hydroxylation; negative regulation of gene expression. Gene Ontology annotation, molecular function: sequence-specific DNA binding; histone H4R3 demethylase activity. The transcript is spliced from 6 exons. The coding region runs from base 843 to 2189 and encodes 448 amino acids. Gene Ontology annotation, cellular component: cytoplasm; nucleus.
CGCGUGCGCACACGGCCGACUCGGCGCUCCUGGAAUGCGGAUGCGACAGGGCUUCAGCCCCCUCAGCGUCGCACUGGAUUUUACGUCACAUGCCCUGGCUUCAGAGUUCCUAGAUUGCUUCCCUGGGCUCCCGAUUUAUACAAGCUCAUCCCGGAAGUGCUUUAGCCAUGGGGCGGAUUCAAAAGCGGUCGUGCGCAGGCGCGAGAGGCCCGUCUGCUGCCCCGGCUUCUAGUUGAUCUCCCGGGGCUCUCUGGAAGGUACCUGUUGUUGCGAUCACACCCGCGCCGUGUCUGGAGGAGGUUUUUAAAGUAGGGGAAAUCUUAUGCAGAAGAGGAGCCAAGGCCUGGGAGUCCCGAGUCCGCAGGUCGAAUCCCUGCCUUGCUAUCGCACGCUGCGUGACCUAGGGCGGGUCUCUCUCUGGGCCUGUGUUCGAUUUUUUAUUUUGCAGUGAUGCGCUGGGACCGGCUGGUGCAGGCCUAACAGUAAACACUUAUGAAGCGCCUGCUGUGUGCCGGGUGUCCCUGCGCACCGUAGGGAGGGAGGGCCGGAGGAAAGACCCCGCGCACCCAGCCAUCCGAAGCCAAGCUGGUCCCCCACCCCCACCCAGGGCCGAAGCUCAGAGAUGCCCCUAACUUGUCUCCUCUGCCCCUCCUCUCUAGGUACCCCAGCGAGCUCUCUGCCACGCGCGCAUCCUCCCGACCGGCGUCGAAUCCCGGUCAGCCUCCCGGGGGCCGCUGCUUGGGAAACAUCCGUGGGGGGGGGGGGGACACUCACGUGCCGUGUAAAGCAUCUCCCCGAGGGUUCCGAAAUCCGGCCGCCGCGCGCUGGAGCCAGCUGGAGAAAUGGCCUCUUCCUGGCCAAGCGACAAGGAGCCUCGGCCCGGCGUGCCCGCUCCUGCCUGGCUCGGGAUGGAUCGGGAGACGUUGGCGCCCGCCAGCAAGUUGUGCGCGGGCCGCCGAGGGCCGCCGCCCACCGCCGAGGCGGUUUCCGGACCCCGCGCCAGCGUGGACUUUAUCCAGGCAGAAUCUUUCACCUACCCGGACUUCUUCAAAGGGUACCUGCUCCCCAACGUCCCCUGCGUUUUCUCUUCAGCCUUCACCCAGGACUGGGGAAGCAGAAAGUCGUGGGUGACCCGGGAGGGGAAACCCAACUUCGAUCACCUUCUUGGCAGCUUUGGGGAUGCAUCUGUUCCUGUUGCAAACUGUAAUGUCCAGGAAUACAACUCUAAUCCAAAAGAACAUAUCCCACUGAGGGAAUACAUAAGCUACUGGAAGGACUACAUCCAUGGAAACUACUCUUCUCCCAAAGGAUGUCUCUACCUCAAGGACUGGCACCUGUGUAGGAGUUUUCCAGAUCAUCAGGUAUAUACCACACCUGUGUAUUUCUCAUCUGAUUGGUUAAACGAGUACUGGGAUGAACUGGCAGUGGAUGAUUAUCGUUUUGUUUACAUGGGGCCGAAAGGAUCAUGGACCCCAUUCCAUGCAGAUGUCUUCCACUCCUAUAGCUGGUCUGUCAACAUCUGUGGAAGGAAGAGAUGGCUUCUCUACCCCCCAGGGCAAGAAGAGAACCUGCGGGAUUAUCACGGGAACCUGCCCUAUGAUGUGACUUCUUCUGCCCUCAGCAACAUCAAAGUGUACCCAGAAUACCCCAAAUGCUGUCCAGCUAUUGAAGUCAUCCAGGAAGCAGGGGAGAUGAUCUUUGUCCCCAGCGGAUGGCACCAUCAGGUCUACAAUCUGGACGAUACCAUCUCCAUUAACCACAACUGGAUGAAUGGCUGCAAUGUUGCUACCAUGUGGCGCUUCCUACAGACCGAGCUGUGUGCCGUGCAGCAGGAGAUCGCUGAGUGGAGGGACACCAUGGACGACUGGCACCAGCACUGCCAGGUGAUCAUGAAAUCGUGCACUGGAAUUGACUACAAAGAGUUUUAUAACUUCCUCAAAAUCAUAGCAGAAAAGAGAAUUUCUCUCCUAGAAAAAGUUCCUGCAACCAAACCCUUGGAAAAUAUUUGCAGUGACAACCCUGGGCUGGACCCCCACCAUGCAGCUUUUGAUUUAAGUCGAAUUGCUGAUGUGUUAGAAUCCUUGAUCACAAACCCAGAUUUCCAGAAACUGGAGAUUGAUGAACUUUCACUUCCCCCAAAGGACCUCUUCAACCACUUGAAAGAAAUAAUAAAUGCUGCUUCUCUCUAAUCAUGGUUUUUUUUUUAUUAAGUAGCAAGAAGUAACAACAAAUGGAUGUCUUAUCAAUAUACUUACAGUCCACCUUGCCCCAAAGGUGACCUUGAACUUGGGAAUCGCUGGAAGUCAAAUCUGGCUCUGCUAUUUACUACCUAUGUGACUUUGGGGAGAUCACCUAACUAAUCUGAAAUGAAGGAAGUCCUAAUGUCCCUUCUAGCUCUCUGGGUCUGCGAUAUUAGGAACAUAAUUUAAAUGAAAAGUAAUUUUCCUUUCCCACAGCUUAUCUGAGAUCCAGUCCAACAGGAGGGAAAGAAGAAGCUAACUUCAGAAAGUCUUUCAUCAGAUGUUUACUGAGCUGUGUUCCUAGUGUGACCCUGCAGAUCCAGACUAGCCACAUCCUAAAGGCCUAAGGCAGUAUCUCUCCAUCCUGGGUGCCCAGAAAGCCCCAGCUAAGCCAUCAUAUGCCAGCAUUGCGGGCAGUGCUAGUGCCCCCUAAAGCAGCUCCCUUCUGAUCCCUUCCCUUCCAGAGUCACCCCCAUAGGCCCACCAGCUGUUGUCUCUUGGUGAUCUCCCUAUGUUAUCAGAUGAACAGCUGCACUUCAUGCCAGGAAAAACUGCCCUUGGCUCAACGGGACCUUUGUCUGCUGGUGUGGAGCAAAGAUGAUGAGAGUGGACCACGUGUGGGAAACAUGAGUUCAAGUCCCAAUUCUGGUUCUCCAUGGCAGACCCACAGCCUCGGUCUCCCCAUCUGUAAAAUGGAGCUGAUGGUACUGGCACUCACUAUCCAGAAGGGUAUUUGUAAGGAAGGUGCUUUAUAAACCCAGAGGCCCUCUAUGAAUGAGAGCUGCUGAAAAUGCUGCAGCUUAGAAAUGGGGGCUGCAGCAGAAUCAUGCUUAGGGGUAUUCCCAAACCUUGGUGUGGACACUCUGUGUUCUAUUCCCUGGGACUUUGUGCAAGCUCUCGGACCACUGCUGCCCAGGCCCGUUAGCUUGCGUUGUAGCUGGAUCUACCAGGUGCAGGGUUGUGUGCAGCACGGUGAAAGGCACUGGAGUUCUACUGCAGACCUGCUCUCUGCCCUUCCCUCU